GUCUCUUGUAGAUAAAAGUGUUUACAUCAGUUAAGUAAUACAGCUAUGAGCCUUAGCUAGCAUACUCCUUCUGUAACCAGUAGUCAGCUGUGAAAGUGACUGGCUGCUGAAAGCGAUACAUGGGGAGUGGUUGAUCACAAGACUGAUAAAGAGUAGUUAUAUGGAAACAAAGAAAGCAGUCCCUUCUAUUUAUUAGUCUAAAAUAAAAAAAACUUUGCGAAGAGUACGUUGAUCCAUAUCAAGAGAAGCCAGAGAAGAAUCAUAACGUUCAAUAGUGUUCCAGAACCAUGGACAGGAGCUAUGCAAUGGCCAAAUUUGGACUGGAGUCCAAAGAUAUCCUUAGGUCUACUCAGAAAGACUGUUGGUACUACUGCAAAUAUUUUUUCCUCUUCACCUCUAUCAUCCAGUUUCUCAUCAUCCUUAGCCUAAUACUCUUCAUGCUUUAUGGCAAUAUGCACACUGCCACUGACGAACGUUUACAGACCGUAGAGCAGCUCAACCAGGUGCUCCUGUUGAAGAACCAGAACUUGAAUGCAAACUACAGCAAAGUACAAACUCAGAUAAACAAUACAGAAAAGGAGAAGAACGCUUGCAAUGCCUUGUUACAAGGAAAAAAGCAAGAGGUGGACACCAUGAACAAGACUUUGCAGAUUCAGAUGGUCAAAAUGACUCAACUGACAGCGGCACUUGCACAUGCACAGGCAGUUGGGAUCCCAUGUAAAACCUGCAUUGAGAGGUUGAACAUUUUAAAUAUCUCCUGCUAUGCUGAGAGACUCACUAUGCGUGAAGAGAAGAAUAUCAUUGAUUUUGAGUACAAAAACUACAAAGAGAACUGCACCAAGACUAUUAGCAUUGUGACUGAAAGGGAACAGCAGGCUCACUCAGAGAGAGAGAAAUAUCGUUUGGAUAAGAUAGAUGUUAGAAACAAGAUGCUCGAUGCACAGGAAGAGCUGUUAAAAUUCAGAAGUUCUUGUGCAUCAUUUGAAGACAAGUUUAACAGAGAGAUCCAGCGCAUGAAAGAUAAUUAUGACGCAACAAUUAGCAAAUAUACAUCCAGCUUUAGUGAUAGGGAUCAAAGAACCUUACAAAACUGUAAUCCAUUUACUAGUGAAAUUCAACAUAAGAUAGAGACAGCUCUGAUCAAUCUCAGACAGGAUAUCAUUAGUACCACCAAGGAGAACACCUAUUUGAAGGUAAGCAAAGAUCGUGCUGAAGAGAACAAGAAACAGUGCGAUCAAGAGAAGACAACAAUCUUGGGAGAAAAGAAGUCAGCGCUAGAUAAUAUGCAGCGUAAUUGGGAUACAGAGAUAAAGAAAGCUUAUGAGGAAAAGGACUUUCUCAGAAAGGAGAAGGAUGAGACCAGCAAACAGCUGAAAGAAAAAACAGACUCUCUCACCACUAUAAAAACCCAACUGGAGAGCAAGAUGAGGGAACUGCAGCACUGCCUGAAAAUGAUUCCAAGUUCGAAUAUGGUACCUCCGCUCACAAAUCCAUUUGGUUAACACAAACAGCACAGCCAUGUGGUGUUUAAUAAAAGAUUAUCAACUUAGAAAAGAAGACGAGUAUUGAACUUUCAGAUGUAAAUUGAUUUUUUGCAGACGAAGAAAUUGACCAGUAUAAUUAAUCCUAUCUCUGACAUCAAUGGUCACUAAGCUACGUGCUGACAUUUCAUGCAAGCCCAAGACCCAUUGUAUUUUUUUUACUUGCAUUCCCAUAAUUUAUCACACUUGCAAGGUAGAAAAAUGCUGUUUUGGUUUGGAAUCAAAGCCCUGUUACUCUUGAGUUACUUCAUUCUGUACUUAACGAAGAUAAGUGAAGAGAGAAGAGUCUAUGCCUAAAUACAAGAGGCUGUGCCUGUACAAACUAACUAGUUAUUAUUUAUUAUUUACAAAGUGUUAUCAAAUGUAAGGAACCCCUGUAAGAUACAUCCACCCAUAGUCAGCUAACUGAAAAGUAAACUAUUUAAUCAUAAUAUUAUAUAUAGGAACUUGCCCCUUGAGUAUUAAUCAUCAUUCGAGUCUAUGAAUAGUAGUUAUAGAAAUGCACAUGAAAGGGUUAAUAAAUGCAGAAAUGUGCAAUAUUUUUUCUUAUAAGUUCUAUAAGUCAAACUAUAAUAAAAAGUUCAGUUAUGCUAUUUAACUUGUCAGGAUUGAAAACAUUGCUAUUGUUUGUUCAGAAAAAUCAUAUGCUAACCACUUUCCUGACUGCAUUUUUACCUUAGUCACUUCCUGUAAGCGCAGAGCCAUUUCCCACAUCCCUAUCCUCUCGCUUUGCUAAUUAAUAAGGCGUUCAUUUCAGGAAAGUCCUUGUGUUUUCUUUGUGUACCAAUAGCUUUUUUUCCUUGGCACGCCAAAUAAACACACAUAUAGUUUUCAUUUUGUAAAUAUUGCUGUUCUGCUCCGGAUACAAGAAUAAAUGUUUCAUGAGUAUAAA
Bombina bombina (fire-bellied toad) is the source of this 2433-nucleotide messenger RNA. RefSeq names its product plasmalemma vesicle-associated protein. Gene Ontology annotation, biological process: regulation of vascular permeability; positive regulation of cellular extravasation. Lineage: Eukaryota; Metazoa; Chordata; Amphibia; Anura; Bombinatoridae. Gene Ontology annotation, cellular component: caveola. Bases 288 to 1502 code for a protein of 404 amino acids. The transcript has 5 exons. The record is from RefSeq and is a predicted model, not a curated record.